UUCUUUAUCAACUUCUAAUUUGAAAACAGAGGCCAAAACUUUAAAGGAAGCCACGGUUUUUGAAUUAACCCUUAAAUCACCCCAAAUUCUUCACUCUCUCAUUUCUCACACUCUUUGGGAAUUCCAAAAGGUGUUUGCUGAAUUGUCGCAAAGAUGAACGAUCUCAUGACGAAAUCGUUCUUAAGUUACGUGGAUUUGAAGAAGCAGGCGAUGUUAGACCUUGAAGCGGGGCCUGAUAUUGAAAUGGGUCAACUCGACCCGGCUGAUGAAAGAAACCUCUCAAAAUUCUUUGAAGAAGUUGCUGCUAUUAAGUCUGAUAUGGAGGAGAUUAACAAUCUUCUUUUCAAUCUUCAAGAUCUUAAUGUAAAAACCAAGUCAGCCCCGAGUACUAAAAUUCUUCAAGGCCUUAGAGAUCAGAUUAACUCUGACAUUAUCACUGUUCUUAGGAAGGCGAAAAUCAUCAAAACAAGACUUGAAUUGCUUGAUAAAUCCAAUCUUGAAAAUCGUGGCGCGUAUAAAGAGGGAAGCUCGGUUGAUAGAACGAGGAUUUCAGUGACUAAUGGUUUGAGAAAUAAACUGAGGGAUAUGAUGAAUGAUUUUCAAUGCCUAAGGGAAAACAUUGUAGCAGAACAUAAAGAAGGUUUAAGGAGACAGUACUGUAGUGCUAACGGGGAGGAACCGAGUGAGGAAGCGAUUGAAAAGAUGAUGCAGGAAAGGAUUUUUGAGGGGAAAGUAGAAAAGGAGCAAAGGCAUGAAGCUGUAAAGGAGAUACAAAAGAGUUUGAUUGAGCUGCACCAAGUGUUUCUUGAUAUGGCUGUUAUGGUUGAGACACAAGGUGAUCAAAUGAAUAAUAUUGAGCAAAAUGUGGUCAAUGCUGGUGGAUAUGUGAAUGAUGGGAUGAAGGAGCUAGAUCGCGCUAAACGGAUGAAGAGGAGGAGGACUUGGGCUUGUUGGAUUGGCGCGGUGGUGCUGGUUUUCUUGUUGCUAUGCCUUAUUGCAAUUCUAUUUUGAAUUCAGGUUGAAAUGCUUUGGACUUUCUAUCAGUUUUACUUCCUAUUUGUCUAUUCUUUUGAGUAUAUUGUGCUUUCUUUUGUUUGUCCGAAAGGCUAUUUGGAUUUUGAUGAUUUCUGUUCAUCAACUGCUUAUAUGUAAAAUAGAUUGAAAAUGAUACUCCUACAUUACAUUUUGAGAUUGGGAAUUAUUGAAUGUGAUCAAGAUUUUUGCCUUG
Nicotiana attenuata is the source of this 1228-nucleotide messenger RNA. RefSeq names its product syntaxin-112-like. Lineage: Eukaryota; Viridiplantae; Streptophyta; Magnoliopsida; Solanales; Solanaceae. Gene Ontology annotation, cellular component: SNARE complex; plasma membrane; endomembrane system. Gene Ontology annotation, biological process: intracellular protein transport; exocytosis; vesicle fusion. Bases 154 to 1011 code for a protein of 285 amino acids. The transcript has 2 exons. The record is from RefSeq and is a predicted model, not a curated record. Gene Ontology annotation, molecular function: SNARE binding; SNAP receptor activity.